UGAGUGACUCGUUUGUAUGUGUAAGCAGGCAUUGAACUUGCCGUGAUAUUUGAUCGCUCUUCUUUCCUGUUUACCUUUGAUUUGCUUCCGCAAAUCGUGUGAUUACUCAUAGUGACAAGUGAUAAUCAAGUGAAUAUUUAGAACCAGUAAGGGUAAAACCCUCAAUAUGAAUACUGUUUGCGUUAUGUUAGCAUUCCUGUUGCUGAUAGCAGCGGUGUCGGUGCAAACCGAAACUGGUUUUUACGUACCCAAAGCUUUCUACACGAUCGAUGAGCAUGGCUUCAAAUCUCCGCUCAUUUACAUAGACAAUAUUCCGCAAAUGUUCCAACGAGUUCGUAGAUCUGCUCAACUUCCCCAAGUUCCCAAUUUUGGAUUCCCAGUCAAUUUUCCCGCAUUUCAAUUUCCUAACCCAGGGCAAGGAGGUAAUUUCCAAGCAGUAUCGAUAACCAGCGGAGGUCCUAGUGGCUUAAAUAAUCGUUUCGAUGAAAACGGCCAAUCGGCUACUGGUGGCACGACGAUCAAUACAUUCUCCUCUCAAAAUGGACAAGUUACUCAUCAGACCCACCAUAUCGACAAGGACGGCAAAGUAACAACGCAUACGAACAAAAAGAACUGAUCAGCAGAUGAUCAUGGAACUGGAAUCAUUGAUUCGUUGCUUUUUAUCUUUAUCUGCAUCAACUAUAUAUGACAACGUUUUGAUAAUUCUACAAUAAAGUUGAGUUUGUGUGUGUAUUUUGUAUUAGUGCCUCGUUCUGCAGUGUAUUGAUGUAUUACGGAAGAUACUAUAGAAAAA
Anopheles nili is the source of this 793-nucleotide messenger RNA. RefSeq lists its product as uncharacterized. The transcript is spliced from 5 exons. Lineage: Eukaryota; Metazoa; Arthropoda; Insecta; Diptera; Culicidae. The coding region runs from base 167 to 616 and encodes 149 amino acids. The record is from RefSeq and is a predicted model, not a curated record.